AUGGAGCCACUAAGGGCGGUCAGCGUGAAGAAGCCGAAGCGCACCAGCUCCGUGCCGGGGAGCCUGAGGCAGGCUGCGUAUAGACGUAGUGUCCCUCAGGCUCUCGUAGAUGCAGUGUGCGCGGCGCGUGAACGCUUUGAGCGCUACGGGGCGAGUUCGCUGUUGAGGACCGUCGUAGAGCCACCCGGCGAUGGGGCGCGUGAAGCCGCACGGUCGGGUGACAAGAAGGAUAGGGACGAUCAUGCCCAGCAGCCGCAGCUGGAUUCGUCCGCUUUGUUGCCGGAGGUGACGUCAACGCCGCCAUCAUCGAGUGAAGCGAAUACAAACGCCUGUGCAGCUUCAACGGAACCCAUCGUAGGGGAGGCGGAGCGGGACACUGCGGCAGCGGAUGCUGUGGUCACUGAUGACGCCACGCCUACUGCUGCCGGAACUCCAAAGGCCCGACUUACCGCCUCGGAGACGUGCAUUCCAUACGAUACCGCAGUAACGCGCGAGGCCAUGGGGCGACUGAGGCACGUGUUAAGCUACUGCCCCGAGAAGAUUGCUGCAUUUCUUCAACACCUCCGCGAGGUGGGAGCGACAAGGGUGUCUGAAAUUUCCGCGGCCCCACUUUCUACGGUGCCUAGAGGGAAACCUAGUUCCUCUGCGCAUCACACAGCUCGCCAACGCGAGGCGCUGUCGGAAUUAUGGGGCGAACGACGAGACGCGCCUGUCUCUGUCUCCACCACGAUUGGGCGGAAGCGUGGUCUGUUUGGUGGUGUGGAGCAAAAGCAGCUGCACCAGUGUGUCAUCUCCGUCCUUAACCGUGUGUCGAAUGACGCAGUCAAGUUUCGUGAGGUGAAGAACGAGUUGCUACGCUUACCCAUUCCCGAGGCGAACGACGUGAUGCUGGCAAAAAUUGCUGAGGUCUUUUUUUUUAAGGCUGUGCAAGAGCAACACUUCUCCUGCUUGUAUGCCGAUUUAGUCUCCGCACUCUGCAAGGUGCCAGAGGGGCAACGACUUGUGGGUGACAAGGCGCAGAGUCUUGAGUAUAGGCUGCGGCAGCAACUGCUGCAUCGCUGCCAGGUGGAGUUUCAGCAGCUGGAGGAGCAGAACAUAGAGCGGGCGGAGAAGGGCGGGGAGGAUCGUGAUUCGCAAGGGGCAGAGGAGGCUUUUAAGGAGCGACGGGAUCGGGCGUGUGGUAUUGUGCGGUUUGUGGGGGAACUCUUCCUGCGUCAAAUUGUGACAGAGAAGGUGAUUGAGAGCAUUCUCAUGACGGCCUGCACGGGAUUGUACGGUCGUGAGGGGCUUCGUGUCCCUCCGCCCUACACACCGACGGAGUCACAGAUGGAUGAGGCGAUCAUGCUACUAAGCAUCGUGGACACUGCCUUCUUCCGCACGACCGUGGGGGCGGCUAUGCUGAUGAAUACCACAAACGUCCUGAAGUACUGGUGUAUACACCAUCCGGUGUCGCGCGUUAGGUUCCUUCUCAUGAAUGCCAUCGAAAAACUGAAUAAGAUUGUAGAGAAGCGGAAUGCCGCACUUGCCGCGGCACAAGAGAAACAGCAACAACAGCCGCAGCAACAUGCAGAGGAGCAGCAACAGCAGCAGCCGGUUCAGGAGGGAAAACGGUUGGUGAAUGGUGGCAGUGUGCCCCAAUCCCUUAGUUCAUUCAGCGAAGAAAAUCUGUUUGCCUCCACAGACGGUCGAACUGCAGUGGCUGCGUGUGACAUGUCACCGAGAGGCAGACUGCCGAUGUUUGUUGGCGGCAAACCUAUCCCUGCCCCACGGAGUGCCGCCUCACGUCAAAACAGCAUCACGUCAAGUAUCUCAGUCAACGGCCCCACAAACCCCAUCCCUCAAGUGAUGAAGCAGGUGGCCACGCCGGAGAGUGUGGCCAACCACAUGCAAAAUGUUACCGUCGCUGGCCGCAGCCUAGACGAAGUAGUGAAUGAAAUAACGAACACGUUUGCAGACGUCCUCGCUGUGGUGGAGGUUUGGACCGAACGCUGCUUGACUAUCGUGAAGGCGGUGAAGGAUCGCGCGAUGUACGGUGGCUUUCUGUCCUCCAUCAAUCAGCAUCACAAAGGGGCGCUGAAGCAGGAACUGCGCAAGGUUGCCAUGGGCGUCUUUGCCUAUGCUGUGUCUCAGCGGCUGUACGAAGACUUGAGCAUUUUCAAAUACUGGGCUGCGAUGAUUUGGAGUGAUGCCUCGCGGGAGGUGCUGGACGAGGACUUGCUCAAUGAGGCGCUGCGACACCUCUUGACGAAGGAUGCAGCUGCGGUGCGGCUGUACCUAUGCGAUGUGUCGAAGCAGCUGCAGCUCCUCACUAGUGUCCCGCGGGCACCGAGCGAUGAGGCGACGAACUUUGUGCGCUACCGUCCACUGCAGGUUGUUCAUCGGCACAACACGCACCGCAAGCAGGACUACGAGCUGAGUGUCGUGAACUUCUUCGAUGUUCGUUCCACGAGCAUGGAGAUCAAUGUCUUCUGCACGCUCCUCACGGGGACACCUACGAAGGAGGCUCUGUUUAAUGCUGUGCGCUCCUCCGCGUAUCUGCGCUGCCCACUAGUCGCCCCUGAGGUGCUUAGCGCCAUUCUGCACGCGGAGCUCUGCAGCAACACCACUGCCUACCUCGAGGACAAUUUGGAUCUGCUGAGUUUGGUUAGCGAUGGCCAGGAUCGGGGGGUGCGCGAGCUGCUUCUCGUCGCGGAGUUGUACGCCGCCUUGAAGGACGACUCCUCAGAGGCGCUGAGGCCACUUUCUGCGGGGGCGCGCGUCAUGGCAAAGUUAAGCGACCGCAUCAUCUCUGACGAGACACGGCUGCGUGCGCAGAAGUACUUUGAGUCGCGCGACGACUGUGCCCACCACUACAUUGGCGCACCGGCAUCUCACGGGCAGACGCGCCACGCCAACAGCGACGGCCUCGGCACCAUGAACACCAGCAGCUUCACAAACAGCAUCGCGCGUCGGCCGGGGACUCAGCGUCGCUGA
Molecule: messenger RNA, 2973 nt
Organism: Trypanosoma rangeli
Lineage: Eukaryota; Euglenozoa; Kinetoplastea; Trypanosomatida; Trypanosomatidae
Product: putative eukaryotic initiation factor 4a
Exons: 1
Coding region: 1-2973 (990 amino acids)
Cellular component (GO): eukaryotic translation initiation factor 4F complex
Molecular function (GO): mRNA binding; translation initiation factor activity; protein binding
Source: RefSeq, a predicted model, not a curated record